Molecule: messenger RNA, 4461 nt
Organism: Ochlerotatus camptorhynchus
Lineage: Eukaryota; Metazoa; Arthropoda; Insecta; Diptera; Culicidae
Gene: Sk2
Product: Sphingosine kinase 2
Exons: 5
Coding region: 401-2341 (646 amino acids)
Biological process (GO): sphingosine biosynthetic process; phosphorylation
Cellular component (GO): membrane; intracellular membrane-bounded organelle; cytoplasm
Source: RefSeq, a predicted model, not a curated record
AGAACCUCUCCAAUCGGAGCCUCAAAAAGGUUUUUCGGUUUAUUGGAUAUCGAUGGUGAAGAGAUUCGUCGUUUCGGGGGCGAUUUUGGAGUGAAAUCGGAUGAUUUAUUGUCCAUAAAGUGUAGAUGUACUGGAGGUGAAAAGAAUUCAUAUUCCCCAAAGCAGCGUCUACAAUGGGCUAGCCUUUUGUGACCCGGAGGAUUGGAUGGAAGACAGUCGAAAAAAAUAAUAAAUGUUAAAACCUGAUCGCCGGAGCGACAAGGACACCAGUGUUAACCAUUCACGAAGAUUAGGCCGUUGAAAAGGUUGCAAUACGUAGUGACAAAUUAAUGCGGCACCCGGCGAAAGUGGCGUGCUCGAUUGAACCGGUGGUGGUAGCAGCAGCUUCAGUAUCAGCAGAAUGGUGGACAAACCGAAGAUCGGGCUCGGCUCGGAGGAGAUAGUCAAUCCAUCGCCUGCCCUCAGCAAGGGAACGGACUGCGGCAGUCCGCCGCAUGUGGUCUACCUGACGGAGACGUUCUACAUUAGUUCCAAGAAAAAUACCGUCUUCGAAGUGCGACUAACGGACAAGGGGCUCAGUCUGAAGAAGCAAAGCAAUGGUUCGACCAAGGAACAGACGAUCCCGCUGAAGGAUAUCAUCGGUUGCCGUUGCCUGCGCAGUAAGCGGAAAGCGAAGGGAAGCUCGGCCUGUGCGUGCACCUCCAUCUCGGGCACCGCUCAGCUCAAGGUGGUCGAGGAGAACUCCGGCGAGCAGGAUGAAUCGGACGUUAGCGCUUAUCUGUACAUCUAUGCCUACAUCAUGAAGCGGAAUCGCCGGGGUGGAUUUCGGGAACGCACAACCAUCACGCUGCGGUUUCGAUCCUUCGACAAGUACGAGGACAACAAUAAGGAAGCGCAAAAAUGGCGAGCGGCCAUCAAGUAUCUGGUAGCUGGGGAAACUUCCAUCCGGCCGACAUAUCAGCCGAAGGAAACGCGUAAACUGCUGGUGAUCAUCAAUCCGAAAUCCGGCUCCGGCAAGGCACGCGAAAUGUUCCAACAGCGGGUGGCGCCUGUUCUGGCGGAGGCAGAAAUCUCCUACGAUUUGCACAUAACGAAAAAGUCUGACUGGGCCAGGGAGUUUGUCCGGAACAGGGACAUCUACCUCUGGCGGGGCAUAGUGGUCGUCGGAGGGGAUGGCAUCUUCUACGAAGCGUUGAACGGACUGUUCGAACGGGAAGACUGGCAGACGGCGAUCGACGAAUUGACGAUCGGAAUCAUUCCGUGCGGCUCGGGCAAUGGACUGGCCAAAACCAUUGCGCACUUGUACGACGAACCCUUCGAGACGAAACCGAUCCUGGCAUCAGCUUUAACCAUAGUCAAAGGCAAACAUUCCUUGUUAGAUAUAGUUAGAGUGGAGACACGGUCUAAAAUUAUGUUCUCAUUCCUGUCGGUUGGCUGGGGUCUAAUCUCGGACAUCGAUAUCGAGAGCGAGAGACUGCGGGCCAUCGGUGGCCAACGGUUUACACUUUGGUCCGUCCAUCGGCUAAUCAGCCUACGUACCUAUCAGGGCAAGGUAUCGUACGUACCGGCGCUAGUUAGUAAUAUGAAUAGAUCCAACUCGCUGCCCCACGAAGGUGGCGUAGGAGGAGGUGUAGGAUUACUGAAACACAGCAUAAGUUACAAUACUACCUUGGACUGUCACGACUGCCGGACCGGUGGAGGUGGUGGUGCAGGAGCCAACGAUAGCCACAGCAAUUGCGAUGCCUGCGAUACAAAUUUCAGUGAUGUUCUUUCGUUGGAAACUGGAAGUAAUCUGGACACUUUUCGGCCCCGUAUCGAUAGCUGGUAUUCGGCAACGUCCCGCAAGAGCACCUACUUCUCCACGGUGGACAGCAUUUACGAAAGUGAUCGCGCUUCCAACGAGGGCACACCGAACGGUGCCAAUGUGGCGCAGAUGUACGGGCCACCUUCGAGGCUUCCAGCACUGACGGCUCCAGUGUCGGACGGCUGGAAGACCAUCGACGGUGAAUUUGUGAUGGUGCAUGCGGCCUACCAGACGCAUCUGAGCACGGAUUGCUUCUUCGCUCCCCUUUCCAAGCUAAAUGAUGGCAUCAUUUGGUUGCUGAUCAUCAAGGCAGGAGUUAGUCGAUCGCAGCUGUUGUCGUUCCUGCUGGGACUGAGCAACGGGUCACACAUUCCAACGCAGGCCAACCGAUACAUCCAGAUGAUUCCAGUGACGGCAUUCCGGAUCGAACCCAGUGGCUCCAGCGGUCAUAUGACCGUGGACGGCGAGAACGUUGAGUACGGUCCAAUCCAGGCGGAGAUCUUUCCUAGUUUAGCCAAAGUGAUGGUACCGAAAUGAUUAUCCUGAGGUAUGAAUGUGUUUGUGUAGUUUCGUUCACGGAUAGUGUUGCUGCAGUGGGUAUGGUGUUUGAAAUAUCCAUUACGAGUAUGUAUUGUUAGCACCCGAUAUAGGUGGGUGGGAAAUAAUAGUGAUUCAAUGGAUGUCAAUUGGCUGAACCUCCUCGUCAAGCCGCUUAUGAGAAUGUAUGAAUGCAACGAGUAAAGUGUUUUGGUUGAUAUUCAUCGACUUGUUUAUGUCCGGAGCGUAUUUCUGAGUACGUCAAUGGGAGAAUGGAUGGACGACUAUCGAUCGAUGGUAAUAUGCACACGCUCCCGCUCCUCAUUUUCAGGGAAGAGGCCUGUGAGAACCAAACUUUUAAAUUGGUAAUUUCGCUCCCCAGGGAUCAUUGUAAACCAACUUCGUGUAGAUUCUGCAAUUCGUUAGCGACAUUAUUUAAACGGAAAACAUUACCUAUAGGCAAGUGGAUCGUACUGUUGUGCGUGCUUGAACUACAUAGAACUUUUUCCCAAAGCUGCUAUGUAUAACUUCCUUCUGGAGAGCAAGAGUAACCUUACUUACCUUACCGAUUAGGCUAAGGCCUUGAUGCCCUCUGCUGUCCGAAGAAGUCGUCUCCACUCUAGUCGGUCCAUGGCUCAGAGAAAGAGAGUCACUUCUACUCAUAGGUAUAGAGAAAUCUCGAAAAGCUGCAGAAACUCAACGCUGAGUGCCUGCAGUUUUUAGAAAUUCCUUAUACAACUGAGUAGAAGUGACUCUCUCUAAGUUAUUCUCAGUGGCCAUAUUUAUAGUUAUUUCUAUAGAGUACAAAAUGUAGAAAUGUAUUCAUCGAAAAAAGCAAUAUUUCCAGAGAAACCGCCAAUUUACUGAACAUUUCCAUGCUGCAAAACCGACUUGACUUGGAAAGUAGCACCUUAUUAAGUUCUGCAAACAGAAUCUUACACGAACACUCGAUGCAACGUGUAAAUUAAUAGGAUUUUGACAGUUCUUGCAGCUGGAGAAGACUAUGAUGCCGGGCAAGGUUGUCAUUCGCCAAAUUAUUCCUACAGUUAAUUCUCAGUUUUGCGUAGGCCUUAACAACCAUUAUUACAGAUGAGCAGGAAGGAUAUUUUUCGAUCGACUUUACCCUGCUUUUUCCCAAUAAAAUUGGGAACCUAAGGGCAGACGUCCACUGUUGUGGUGGCGGUGUGGCAUCUAUUAACAUGGGAAAACAUCAUGUCAACAUCGACAUUAUGUUUCGACACAAAUGGGUACCUGGCUUAAGGAUUGGUAAUAUACUUCUGCCACCUAUUAAAGACGACUACAGCAGGUGCAUCCCGGCUUGCUUCCACUCACUUGCUAUAAAAAAUUGUUUUUCGGAAUUAUUAAAUCAUUAGAUAUUAUAAUGAUAGUUAGUAGUUGUAAGUCACAAGAUAAGGUUGUAAACUAGGUGUUUAACACAUAAAACCUGUCAUUAUUGCUUUCAGUGCGUCACAAUACGUGAUUUUACGAUUCGUGAGCGCUCACUCUGAGUGAACGCUCACGAGUCAUAAAUUCGCUGAUUGUGACGCACUGAAAGUGAAAUUGACAGGUUUUAUGUGUCAAAUACAUACCUUCCAACCUCUUCUUGUUUCUGACAAGUAAAAACUUUCAUAAUAGCAUCCAAUGAUUCCAUAGUUCCGAAAAACAUUUUUUAUAGCGAAGUGAGUGGAAGUAACCCUGGGUGCAUCAGUACCAUCUAAUAUCCUCCGGACACGAAUCAAAACAUAUUCUUUUGAAACUGCAGCUAAAAAAAAAUGUGCGCUCAUAUACAGGAACUUACCAGCAUUGAAGCUCAUCUACUGAAAAGCAAUUGUAUCAUCAAGUAUCGUCAAAUUUAUUAUGGUUACAAUAUCAAAAAAUGAACGCAGAUCAAUAAAAAAAAAAUCAAAUAUCACAAGUAACAUGGAGCAAUUAUGAACUCAAACCUUUAUUUUAAACCCUAUUCCAAAUCGACAUAAAUCGUAGUGAAAUAGAUACCCAUAACCAUAAUUACCAAUUAAAACGAACAUUUUCACAAAACUAAUAUUUGUGCUAAAAAUUACCCCUUUCAAGAAAAAAAAAACCUAGUGAACAUUUACCCCCCAUAAUCUAAAUUAAUCCUU